Antechinus flavipes (yellow-footed antechinus) is the source of this 2273-nucleotide messenger RNA. It is a transcript of the gene SLC35A1, whose product is annotated as solute carrier family 35 member A1. Lineage: Eukaryota; Metazoa; Chordata; Mammalia; Dasyuromorphia; Dasyuridae. The transcript is spliced from 8 exons. Gene Ontology annotation, molecular function: pyrimidine nucleotide-sugar transmembrane transporter activity. Gene Ontology annotation, cellular component: Golgi membrane. The coding region runs from base 537 to 1550 and encodes 337 amino acids. Gene Ontology annotation, biological process: pyrimidine nucleotide-sugar transmembrane transport. The record is from RefSeq and is a predicted model, not a curated record.
CUGACGAGGGGCCUGCCUUACGUUCUUUGUUUUUAUAUCCACGCUAUAUUAAUUCACUUGGCAUAAACAGCCACUGGAGGAUGUGAUUAGUAAAGUAUAAUUGAAUAAGGCAUCUGCAUUUCACUUUUUAAGUCAUAAAUUCGGGGUUUAUAAGAAUUGCUUCUACUCGAAUACAUGAGUCACCAGCUGAUUCUUGGCAGGGGGGAACCACAAUUGCUAGAAAGUAACAGCCCUUCGGUUACCCUUUCAAAGAGCUUCUGAGCCUUCUGGGAAUUGUAGUUUUUAUUACAACAUCCACCAACGGAGGCAUUUCGGCACGAAUAUUAACCAGUGGAGAUCGGUUCACGAACUGGGCACAAUCGAGUUUUCCCGUAGUCCAAGUGAGACUACACCGCGGCAGCGAGAUAGCCGCUCUAGGCCGCCACAUUUGACUCUCUAUGGUCUUCGGGAUUGGUCCCACAAUGCAUUGCGCAGAGCCGGUACGGAGCAGAGUGCGGAUAAACUAACGUCAGUUCAUCCAGGGUUGCUCGGUAGCGAUGGCCGCUCCGAGAGAAAAUGUCAGUUUGCUAUUCAAGUUGUACUGCUUGACAGUGAUGACCCUGGUGGCUGCAGCUUACAUCAUAGCUUUAAGAUACACAAGGACAACAGACAAAGAACUCUACUUUUCAACUACAGCUGUGUGCAUCUCAGAGGUUAUAAAGUUAUUGUUAAGUGUUGGAAUUUUAGCUAAAGAAACUGGUAGUGUGGGUAGAUUCAAGACUUCUUUAAAAGAAAAUGUCUUAGGAAGCCCAAAGGAACUGAUGAAGUUGAGUGUUCCAUCUCUAGUAUAUGCUGUCCAGAACAACAUGGCUUUCUUAGCUCUUAGUAAUUUGGAUGCAGCAGUAUACCAGGUGACCUACCAACUAAAGAUUCCUUGUACUGCUUUAUGUACUGUUUUAAUGUUAAAUCGAUCACUCAGUAAAUUACAGUGGAUUUCAGUUUUUAUGCUGUGUGCUGGAGUCACACUUGUUCAGUGGAAACCAGCUCAAGCCACCAAAGUAUUGGUGGAGCAGAAUCCACUGUUAGGGUUUGGUGCUAUAGCUAUUGCUGUGUUAUGUUCAGGAUUUGCAGGAGUAUAUUUUGAAAAAGUUUUAAAGAGUUCAGAUACUUCCUUAUGGGUGAGAAAUAUUCAGAUGUAUUUAUCUGGAAUUGUGGUGACAUUAGCUGCCGUCUACAUGUCAGAUGGAGAUGAAGUUAUAGAAAAAGGAUUUUUCUUUGGCUAUACAUACUAUGUCUGGUUUGUUAUCUUGCUUGCUAGUGUUGGAGGACUCUAUACAUCCAUUGUGGUAAAAUACACAGACAACAUCAUGAAGGGAUUCUCUGCAGCCGCAGCCAUUGUACUUUCUACUGUUGCUUCAGUCCUGCUGUUUGGGUUACAGAUAACACUCAACUUUGCUUUGGGUACCCUUCUUGUGUGUGUUUCAAUAUAUCUUUAUGGAUUACCCAGACAAGAUACAACAGUAAUCCAAGGGGAAGACAACACUUCAAAAGAGAAACUCAUUCACUUGUGAUACUAUUUCUAAGAUUAAAACAAACAACAAACAACAACAGAAAAAAAUAACUACAGCCUUAAGCUAAUCCUAGAAGGUAGCUUUAACAAAACAAAAAAAUGAAUGUAUGGCAUGAGAACUGCUAUUUAGUAAUGGAAUGUGUUGCCAACAUGCAAAGGGGCUCAUUUUGUACAAUUUUAGGAAAAUUGGAAUUGCUGUACAUAAUGUACAUAAAAAGAAUUUUAGUGCUUUAAAAAAAAUGUGGGAUGUGGUUCUAGAUGAUGUUUUAAAGUGCCAAAGUUUUUUUUUUUUUUUCCCUGCACUAAUGGAAUUUUUGGUCAGAUAUUAGGGGACGAGAAAAUUCCUCUCCUCCUUGCAAUGCAUAUAAUCUUAUUUCAACAGAGGCGUAAAUCUCCUGAAGAUGAUGGAUGUAUGAAGGAUGCAUAUGCAGGAUAGGUCAAUUCAGAAACUUGUUAUUUCUUCUUAGACUGAGUCUACUUUGUGACUUUAAAUAUAUCUAGGUGGUGACUUAGUGCUUCUUUAGCACUGUAUCUGUGCCAUUAGUAAUCUCAAUCCCAAUUUUUCUUCAUAAAAAUUUUUUACAUCACUUUUGUACUCUUUUUAUAAAAUGAUCAGCUGUUGGACUCACCAAGAGUAAUUUGUGAAACGAGUGGUUUUUUUUUUUUUUUAAAUCUCCAUAAUGUUCAUGGGGAAUUCAGCAAUAAACCUAAUUUAUUUACAUAA